AUAUCAUGUGAGUUACAUGUAUUUAUUUAUGAAUAGAAGGAAGUUGUUUUAACUCGACUUAACGCAAUUGACAAGAUCUUUUUUACACAAUGGAAUCAAGAAAGGUCCACGUCCAAGAUGGCGUCGGCAAUGAGUACGAUCUUAUAGAAGCGGACGGUACACUUUUUCCGGAUUAUUUCGCCGAAGAUCCUGUGCAGCGGCUGAUAGAUGUGAAGUCUAUGACUGGUAAGGAUGAUGACGUCAUAAUCGCAGCUUAUCCAAAAGCAGGUACUCACUGGGUGUGGGAAAUUGCGAAUAUGUUACUGCAAGGUUCAGCCGAGUAUCACACGUCUAUGAAGGAGGCCCAGAUGCUGGAACUCACCGGAAGUAGUGGUGCGGACGCUCUGGACUCACCCCGUGUGUUCAAUACCCAUCUUCGCUUCGAACAACUGCCAGCAGAUAUGAUAAAAAGGAACUGCAAGAUUAUAUAUGUGACCCGUAAUCCGAAAGAUAUGGCUGUGUCAAGAUAUUGUCAUAAUGUCAAAGGAAGUGUUGGAUAUAAAGGGACUUUCACCAACUACCUUCCUCUUUAUAUGGACGGAAAAGUUGCUUUUGGAUCAUGGUUUGACUAUACAAUAAAAUGGAACACGACCCUCCGAGAAGAAAAAGACUACCCUAUACACACUGUUUGCUAUGAAUUGUUGAAAAGAGACACGUUGAACCAAGUUCAAAAGCUUGCCGACUUUCUCGGAGUUAAGAUAGACCAGUCCGUCCUACAGGAUAUAUGUGACAAAUGUGACUUUAACAAACUUAAAGAAGGAUAUAUAAACUCAAAGAAAUUAUUCGACGAAAAGGAAAAUCCUUUGUCUUACACAUUCAGAAAAGGCGAGAUAGGCGACUGGAAGAACUGGUUUACAGUGGCUCAGAAUGAACAAUUUGACGGAGCACUUCAAACAAAGAUGGCGGAAAUCAGCAAAACAUUUAUAUAUGAAUGAAUUUGUUAAUGAUGAUUUUAAUAAAAGAGCAUGUGGUGA
Mercenaria mercenaria is the source of this 1013-nucleotide messenger RNA. RefSeq names its product sulfotransferase 1C2-like. Bases 90 to 974 code for a protein of 294 amino acids. Gene Ontology annotation, molecular function: sulfotransferase activity. Lineage: Eukaryota; Metazoa; Mollusca; Bivalvia; Venerida; Veneridae. The record is from RefSeq and is a predicted model, not a curated record. The transcript has 7 exons. Gene Ontology annotation, cellular component: cytoplasm. Gene Ontology annotation, biological process: sulfation.